This is a messenger RNA of Adineta ricciae, 270 nucleotides long. The record is from the annotation of a GenBank genome assembly. Lineage: Eukaryota; Metazoa; Rotifera; Eurotatoria; Adinetida; Adinetidae.
AUGCAAGCAACUAAAGAACAAUCGCGAAUCAUGACGUCCUUCGUUUUCGAUAAAAUUCUCAUUGGUUUCGGCCUUAUUCUCUUAUUCACUUUAUUCAUUGGUACUCAGGCUGGUGUGACUUACGAUGUCGCCUAUCCUGAUCAUCUUCUCUUGAAUGAAGAUCAUAACGCUCUCGAUAAUAUUCAUUACAUGGCUAAACGACGUUUUCUCCCAACACGACUGAAAGCGAAGAAGAAGAUUCGCAUUCAAAGGCAAAACGUUAUUUUCUAA